Molecule: messenger RNA, 414 nt
Organism: Alternaria incomplexa
Lineage: Eukaryota; Fungi; Ascomycota; Dothideomycetes; Pleosporales; Pleosporaceae
Exons: 2
Coding region: 1-414 (137 amino acids)
Biological process (GO): carbohydrate metabolic process
Source: RefSeq, a predicted model, not a curated record
AUGCUCUACACAUCAGAAGUCUAUAAUGAAGACUCGCCAUAUUGGAUCGAUCUUCCCUGGGAGAAGCAACUGCCUGAAUCGGAGAAAGAGGGCCUGUUGAUGAUGCCGUACAACUACGAUUGCAACGACGGAAAGUUUCACAUGCUCCCUGGUUUCGUAAGCUCAGCAGGUGCAGUGUACGAGCAGUAUCUCAAGGAUACGUUUGACUGCUUAUACAGAGAAGGUGGUAAGAUGAUGACCAUCCCUUUGCAUUCUAGAAUAGCUGGUAAGCCAGGAAGGUCGGAGAGUCUGAGAAACUUCAUGAACUAUAUUUCAAGGAAGGAACAUGUGUGGGUUGCGACACGCAGGGACAUUGCGAAACACUAUCGCGAGACUUUUCCCUAUAAGUCUGGGUCGAAGACUGGUUGUUCAUAG